Amoebophrya sp. A120 is the source of this 4151-nucleotide messenger RNA. The record is from the annotation of a GenBank genome assembly. NCBI's taxonomy places the organism in Eukaryota, Dinophyceae, Syndiniales, Amoebophryaceae.
AGUGCGUGGUGCUUUUUUUGAUAAAGAAAGCUGUUAAGAAAAAGAACUUGCCUCUACUUUAAUUGUCAAAGGUACUAUUUAUUCUACGAAGUAGUGGUGGCUCUUGUGGAUUUGCCAGCGGGCCACAUCUCCACGUUUAUCAACCUAGUUGCUAUCACUUGCCUACUUGCCGCAUAGGUUGCCACGCCGAUAUCGCAAGUUAAUUUUCUCCUGUGUACAAUUACAACUGCAUGUGAUAAAACGUAGUUUUUCACCACUGCUCAUUGCCAUUGGGGCUCUGAUAAUUCUCUAUUAUACUCGUGACGACGAGUCGGAGUCCUGAUUCCGUAUACACGACCCAUCACAAUACAUGUAAGCGAGCCUUGAUUCUUGCCGCUACAACGGUUCACGUACGGAUUUGCAUUGCCUGUUUCACUUCCGUUGACAUAUUUUUUUACUACCUACUGACACCCUAGUAGGCGCGAGUGAUCAUCAUGUCAACAUCCUCCUCCGCUGCAGCUCCAGUGGAGGAGCCGGUGGUAGCUUCCAGCACGACGAAGAAGGAAGUGGAGGAGCACACGGUGACGGUGGAAACCACCGUCGCGCAGGAGGGCGAAGAGACCGUCAUCGUCUCACCCAAUGUGGAUAAAACAACGGAGGAACUGGAGUCCUCACUGAAACUCAAUUUGUUGGGGGUACUUGUUACUAUGUAAUAUGUUGCACUUUCUUAGGCUGAAUCUGACGAGGCUGAGCCUGAAGAUUCAUUUUGUUUUCGGCAACUAGCUCGAUUCCAGGAGAUGCAGUUGUAUGUAUAUGCUCUAAAAAAGAUCAUGUCUGAAUCCAUGAACAAAUAAAGCGCACACUCACAUCUUGACAGUCAAAGAAAGGGACGAAAGUGAGUCUCGACGUCAGUCAUCAUGCUACUUGUCUCGAGGCGGUCGAAGCGGGUGUGACUAGAAGUAAGUAGCCUGUAUGUCCUCGUACACCGAAGAAGUCAAUUCUGCUCUUCAACACUGCAUGUAUGGUUGAAUCCGCACCACUUGGUCUGCUAGUAUUAAAGUAAGUACUUACGUACUGGCACUUCUCCAGCUUCACAUGCAGUCGCUCCAAAACGAAGGUAAUUACGGACCAAGCAAUGGAUCAAGCAAAAGAGGACGUCGAAACCGGCACACCCGCAGAACCGACUUCACCAGCGGCCCAUGCACGGUUAGAGGGCGAGCACAGCAUGAGUCAGGUAAUCUUGCCUAAUAUGCUCCUCGACCGCGAAUAAAGCAUGAUCUUUAACCUAAGCUAUCGCCAUCGUUACGCUUCUCGCUCUCCAUUUGUUGUGAAGAACUGAAACAAAUAAAGCAACGCAUUUUUGAGCGCCAAGAACACAAAAAUAACAGAGCUGGAUGGUGCCAGGGAAGGCUGCGCACGAGCAUGAUGAUCGAGAAGUGCAACUGUAUGCCACAGGACAUAUCGACAGAAGACUCAAGCGACCAGUGUAUGAAAUGCCAGAAGCGGACGUAGUCCGAAAAAUGAAAGCGGGACCAACGUACAUGAAGGAAGAUGUGCUUUUAGUUUUGAUUCACUUUCAUACUAGAUGACGAUGAUCAACAUCAAUUUGUGAGGCUUGAUUUCUGUUUUUAGAGUUUCGCCUUGUUUCUUUGUCUUUCUCGUCGUCUUCCCCGCAGCUGCAUACGAUAAAGUCAACAGCAUCAAAACGAGGACCCAAAUGCCAAUGGGAUUGUCAUUUCAAAGAAUCCACCCACACCACUACAGGCACAUCCAAACGCUGUCACAAUUUAAGCGGGGGCCGAAGUUCACCAUGGGCGUCAAGAUCAAGUUUGGUGAUCCCAUGGCCGUCGAUGAAUACAAGGGGCCAGCACCAGGAACCUACAACGUCAAGGACACGGCAAACAGCAAGUGCCUACUAUUAUUUUGCGAUCCUUUCUAAAUCUAUUGAAAAAAAAAAGACUUGUUUCACUUUGCUCUGGAUUUGUUCGAGCAAGUAGAAAAGAAAAAUGGUUUAUUGUGCUAUAAAAUAAUCGUAAUUAUCGAGCUUGGAUCUUCUGAUACUGAUUUUUUUGGGAAAUCAGGGUGAAGGGCUUUCCGCACAUUUCCUUCGGAAAAGGCCGGCGGUUUCCGAAGAGGUUGGGCGACACACCCGCCCCAGGUGAGUACGAACCAGGUCAGCUGAGCUCUAGUUACCGUGUGACCUUCGGAAACGCACCACGCGACAAGAAGGAUCACAAGCAUCGGGAGCCAGGUCCAGGAACAUACGAAUUCCGGUCCACCGUUGGUAAUUGAGAUAAUUCUAGUACUUACUUUUGUUAUACUGAAUGCGUUUCAUCUUGAGUCAAAUACAAAUUGAAAUUGUUAUCCUCGGUAGACUCGUUCGAGAAAAAGUGAAAAACGCACUAUAUUAUUUGCAACAUUUUUUUUUUUUCGUAGCAACUUUUUAAUUGCCGCCUCGACCUUCCAAACGAAAACGUUAGGCCAUGGUCCCCGCUUCACUGCCCGUGGUCGGAAGGCAUUGCAGAAGUCCGUGUCCGAUUCCUCCAUUCCCGGACCGGGCGCGUACAGCAUUCCGCAGGCUUUCAGUAGCAUCAAGUGUGGGUUCGGAACUUCCACCCGCGACGUCGCGGGUCGGAUUGCCGGCCAGGGUCGACAGGGCUAUCCCGGACCCGGCGCCUACAACCUGCCCGGAACCUCUAUGGCGUUCUCAAACGUAGUUACACUCUCAGCUGUCACAUGAGCCAUUUGUCACGAUGCAGAAUCACUAUAUCUAUAACUACGCUUCGCAUGACAAGUUCGCGGCGCGCUAAAUAGCAUUAGAAUCUGUUCAAAUCUGUAACGCAAGACGCGCAAGGUUCCCCCACCCCUUUUGCUUUUGCUUUUCUUGCAUCGAUUCUACUCACCCCCAUUGGGUGUUGGGGUCCCGUCCUCCAAUGCAUGGGUAUUGCUUUUGGACUGUCCCCCUUCACGCCGAGCGUCAAAAAUUCAUGGGAUAGUUGAGAGUGUAAGAACGCUUGGGAAUCCCAUAGCCCUCGCUACGCCGAAAGUGACCGUGACGGGCCGCCCGGUCAGUCACAACAUCGAGACCUUCCUGACCCCGGGACCAGGGCAGUACAACGUCCACACGAGCGGGUUCGGGUACUAAGGACUAAGUGGUGCGAGGUGAAGUACUACUUCUUCAUGGACCGAAAUUCAUUUUGCUGCUGUCGCUGUAUUUAUUUGUUGAGGUGAUAUUAGACGGCAAAAGCUUCGUGAAGUAAGAAAAUGUGGAGUUCCUCGACCUCCGUGUUUGUCUUUGAGGUUCAGAUUUGAAUUUGCAGAAGAUGGAAAACUCUCCCAACGUUAAGAUAGCUAAACUUCCGACUUUCGACGAAAAAUGCAGUUUUUACUUGUUGAAUAAUACGAAUUUUCAAUGCUUGCAGAAUAUGAUUUGACGUUCACUUGACAAUCCGAGAGCUAGUAUACCACGCGGGCUUGCCCUUGCAGCUGUACUGCUGGCUCUUUAGCUAUUUUAUUUCCUGUGACUUCGGCUUGACAGACACACAAGAGCACUUGCUUAGUUACCCAAACGUUUUAGGUAAUUUCAACCGAAUUGCCCGAGAUGUUCCACUUCAGAUAUACCAGAAAAUCCGCUACCACCAAUACAUUUGUUUACCCCUGUCAUAUGUUGUUAUUAGCAAUGUUAGCAAACUUCAAACUCAAAUGCAAAAUCGAAAAUGAUUGAAUGACUAUGAGAAGUUGUCUUCUAGUGCUGGAGUUUCAGUUUCAGCAAGCACUCCGGUCUCUGCAAGAACUUCGAAAAUACUUAUCAUCAAUCCUGUAUACCAGUAAGUACACUAACGGUUGUAUGUGUAUCUGAGUAUUUGCUUAUAGAGGAGGUAAAGACAUUGAGAAUCCUGAUGCAGAAAGAUUGCGACCAAGAAAUAGCACACACACUAGCAGAAAAAUCCAGAGAGGCUAAUAAUCUACCUGUACAUACAAAGCUAGAACUUGAACUGCUAUUCGUAAAGAUUCGGCGCGGACUAAAAAUUUACGUGCUACGUGGGCUUUGUCAUGGUCUUGUACUGUUGUAUCGCAUCAUGCUGUAGAAGAAUCAAUGAAUAGGAACCUAAAGGUACAAGCGCAAGGAAAGCGCACCUGCUCCUGUGAGCAGGCUUCAUUUUUCAUCAGGC